AUGACAUUUAUCAAUCAUCUAUCUGAUAUUGUCAAUCUUCGUAAUAAAUAUUUUGGUGUACGUCAUGGUGAAUCUGAAGCUAAUGUAGCACAUCUUAUUAGUAGUGAUCCACAAAUAGGUAUUGAAUCUCAUGGACUUUCGCCAUAUGGUCGAUUACAAGUUAUUGAAAAUACAAAAUUAUUUCUUCAAAAUAAUCCUUCGAAUAAAUCUUAUAUAAUUAUUGCAAGUGAUUUUCGUCGUGCACGUGAAACAGCGGAUAUUCUUGCUUUAAAUCUUUCAAAUUUAAAUGAUGAUAAGCCAACUGUUCAAUUAGAUAAACGUUUACGUGAACGUUUCUUUGGUAUAUAUGAUGGUACAAGUGAUGAAAAUUAUAAUAUUAUAUGGAAAAAUGAUGAAGAUAAUCCAAUGAAAAAUCUUAAUGAUAAGGUUGAACCAACUGAAAGUGUUCAAGAACGAACAACAUCUUUAAUUAAAGAACUUGAAGAAAAAUAUGAAGGUCAAAUAAUUUUUCUUGUUAGUCAUGGAGAUGCAAUACAAAUAUUACAAACAGCUUUUGAACGUUUAUCAAAUGCAAAUCACCAACGACAUUUAAAACAUUUGGAACGAGCAGAAUUCCGACCAUUGGUACUUAAAUAA
Rotaria sordida is the source of this 636-nucleotide messenger RNA. The record is from the annotation of a GenBank genome assembly. Lineage: Eukaryota; Metazoa; Rotifera; Eurotatoria; Philodinida; Philodinidae.